Ectocarpus siliculosus is the source of this 761-nucleotide messenger RNA. The record is from the annotation of a GenBank genome assembly. Lineage: Eukaryota; Phaeophyceae; Ectocarpales; Ectocarpaceae.
CUUUUUUUUUUUAUUGUCUUGACUUCAAAUCAGCGCUCACAGCACUGCAUAGUGCCGUUUGCUCCAACCCGCGGUCACACAAAAGAGCCCCUCUCUACCCUCCCCUCCUGCGGUACUUUGCCUUCGAUUUUUAAUGCGAGAAGAGUUCAGCACUCUCUUCCCUCUGUGUACACACGAACUAGCGCUAUCUACUAGGCCAGGAGCGGAAGCGAGAGAAAAACCACUUUGCAAGAAACGCUCGCUUACGCCGGGAUUCGAACCCUUGACCUGACCUCUAGCAGGUUUCGAGGAUACCAACUAGACCACCGGGGCGACCUAUGGCAUUGAUUGGAAAGUCCCUGUGCCAAGCAAGCCUAGGCCGCGGCAAGACGCGGCAAGACGCGGCAAGACGCGGCGCUUUGUUGAGUCCUAGGUCACUGUACCAAACGACGCUAGGUUGCUGCACGUUGAAAAACUUCUGCAUCGCCAAGAAGCAGCCGGGAUGCCACUACCAGCUGCGCGUGCCGACAUUGCCCGGCGUGUCGACAAGCAAGAAUUCGGCACGUGCUCAACAUGAUCCCUUCCCUAUGACGGGUGUAAGCUUUUGGUGCACCGACGAAGAGGGGGGCAACACGUCCCCCGCCGACUGUACGGCGGAGGCGGGCCCUCUCCCCCCAAUCAACAGUCGCGAGGAAAGAAGGCGAUUUCACGAGUCGAGCCGUUUUUCGAGACUACUUAAUCCUCGGCUGAUAUGCAGACGUCGUUCGUAUUCCGUACAGUAG